This is a messenger RNA of Ceratitis capitata (Mediterranean fruit fly), 16361 nucleotides long. RefSeq lists its product as uncharacterized. The coding region runs from base 513 to 15914 and encodes 5133 amino acids. Lineage: Eukaryota; Metazoa; Arthropoda; Insecta; Diptera; Tephritidae. Gene Ontology annotation, biological process: synaptic vesicle endocytosis. The record is from RefSeq and is a predicted model, not a curated record. The transcript is spliced from 40 exons.
GUCUUCUACUGUAAUAGUUAUGGAAAAUUUUCUAAUAUAAUUUUAAUUAAUUUUCGAAUAAAUACUAAUUUAUUUUUAACAAAAAUUAAUGAAAAACGACAAAGAAAACAGAUACUACGAAAGUCUAAUAAGUGCGAAUGCGUGUUUGAAGAAUUAAAUGAAUUAUCAGCGUUGAAACUCUAAAGUUGAACAACGGCAAAGGCAGUUGGGCACAGCCCAAUGCCAAAAGUGGGAAAAAUCGAAGUCCAUUUGCAUUUGCUAAUAAGGGCGUGGAAAAUUAUGAUGUAUAAAAAAUGAUAUGCUCAAUAAAUGAAAUGCAAAUUAUAUUUUAAUAAAAUGAUCGUAUGCGUAAAGUUUAUUAAAAAAUUAGUUGUGAAAAAUAGUUCGUGCUCAAUGAAUUAUACGCGGUUGAAAUGUGAUAUUUCUUAUCUAUUGUUGUAUUUCUUUUUGUAAAAUCAUUUGCGACUGAUUAAUUUGUUAGUUUUAAGUAUCAAAAUUAAAACAUUUUCAAAAUGGAAAUGGUCAUCGAAGAGACUGAUAACAAUUUCGGUUUCCCUGAAGCGGGUACCUGGAACAAUACCAGCCACAUACCGCUGGAAAAUAUGAAAAUCGAUGCGCCAAUGAUAUGGCUCCUAUGCUCUCUACUGACGUCUAUAACAUGGGUAACCUAUAUAACAUUUUACAACUCUCGUCUAGUUGGGGUUUUUAUAACGAAAAUUGUUAAUCGGUGGUUUAUAAAAGGCGCAUAUUUUAAAAUUGGUUCUGUGGCAUUAAAUCCGUUGGCAGGAAAAAUCAUGUUUCGAGAUUUCGUCUAUAUAACAUUUGAUUAUUCGGUGCGUGUGCAAGAUGGUUACUUUAUAUUCCGUUGGUGGCGAUCUUACGUGCCAAAAGAUGUUUCUGAAGAUCUCUCACACUCGGAUACAAGACUCUCUGUGCAAUUAAAUGGCUUUGAGCUGCAUAUAUACAAUCGCUCCGAUUUGUAUGAUCAACUGGAGAAAACAUUUGGAUUGAAACCUUCUUUGCUUAUACCGACUGAUAAUUUAUCGGCUGAAGAGCGUUCCAAACUAAAAGAGCACACCAUGAAUAUGGAGAACGCACGUCAAAGUAAACGUGAAAGUGUAAAGAACUCCGAAGCCAUGAAAGCCACAACUUGGCGUGAUUUAAUUCCCGUGAUAAAGAUGGACAUCUGUUCAGGCCGUUUCGUCUUUGGCAACCGCUUGACACCGACAACUCUUUCCAUUUCAGUGGAAGAGGCACAUUGUACAUAUAGUACCAAACCAGCCGUUUGUCGGCUCGAUCAUUUCAUGCAUUUCGUAAAAGCAAAUAUUGAAAAUGCUAAAGUUAUGUUCGCACCUAGUCCAAAGUAUACGGGUUUAGUUGAUGAGCCGCCACGUUAUAUGGGUGAGGGUUUCGUGGUAAUGAUGUGUAACCAAAUGGAAUUGUACUUUUAUAUGGACGAACCAGGUGUGGUGCCGGAAGAGCCAGUGACAAUUAUAUUGGCUAAUGGUGAUGUAGUUGAACCUUCGCCACCUGUUUGGGGUAUCAAUAUCAAAUGCUUAAAAGGCACUGAUUUUAGUUACGGCCCUUGGGCAGAUCGUCAACGAGAUCAUCUCUUUAAAUUCUUCUAUCCACCCGAUUGGCAAGAAAUGAUGGUUACGCCUACGCCCAAACCCGGUGAGUUGCGCAGUUAUCAAUCGUUUGAUGUUACACUCUGUGUGCUUAGCGAAGCCACAAUCGAUAUACUCUUCUCAAAGGAUAAAGAGACGAAUGCCAUGCACAUUACCGUCGGACCAGCGUCAUAUGUGGAAUUGACCAUACCGUGGGUAACACAUACCGAUGGUUAUACUUCGAAAAUACAAGGUCAAUUGUUUCAUGUUGAGGCGACAACUUCGUUACAGUAUCGUAGUCUAGCUGAAUUGGAGUCGCUCGAGUACAAAGUGCGCAUACACUACCCCACACUGUGGAAUGCGCCACAAGAUUGGAGCAUCUCGUUAACCGGUUGCAAGGCGACCGCUUUUAUCGUUUAUAAGCAUAAAUGCUUCUUUCAGGAUCUCAUAGAGGAUUGGGCCAGCAAAGCGCGACCCGAUAUUCUUGCAUUUGUCCCAUACACGUGUAAAUUCAAUAUACUACUGAACGAGUUUGAGAUACUGAUGCUCUGCAAUGAAUACAACUGGAUUGAUUGUUCGAGUGCAAAUCAGGAAAACAAUCAUUUGGCAUUUUGCGGUGAUGUUUUCGACAUGAGUUUCGCCUUGCCGUUCGAUGAUUUUCUACCGAAAACGGUAACAUUAAAAUUUUGGAUACACGGAGAGGGCUUAGACUUGAGCUUGUACGUUCCGGAGGUGUCUUCUGUGCGCCCAAUCGUGUUGGCUAUCGAUGAAAAUGCGCGACUUUUGACACGUGGUGGCAGAGUUAAGACGCGUCCAGAAUUGUAUUCGAAAAAAUGGCGUAAAAUAUGUCAGCGAAGCGCGGGCUGGAUAGAUUGUUGGACCGUGCCUAUAGUUGCGCUAUCUAUACAGUAUGUCUACCACCCCGUGCCACCGUUGGGUCCCGAUCCACAAGCUGAUAUUACAACACCAGAAAAGGAGGAAAUAUUGCUUAGCCCCAUGCGUAUACCGAAAAUACGGAAGUCCCCACUAUCCACGUGGCAAAAGCCAGAGCAACACAAAUUCGAUCCAGCCACCUUAACGGCGGACCAAGUUACUGUCGAGUUGGAGAUAGGUUCCUCGGUGUUGAUGUGUUAUGGCAAUGUCUUGCGUAAUUUUAUAAACUUAAAAGAAAAUAUAUUUGGCGAAGAUCAAAACUUUACCGAUAUGGAACAGUCAAAUGUGAAUUUGAAAGAGAGCACUUCAACCAGCACAACGGCUAAUCCCAAAGAUCAAUUGCUUUCUAAAGAAAAAGACAUAGCAAACAAGUCCAUAUCAGAAGUAACUGUGCCGGAGGAGAAACAAAAACCAUUCGAUCCACGUUUAUAUCGGCCAUUGGAGGUUAUAGUUUCACUUAUAAUACACGAUAUACAAGCGCAUAUAAUGAAAAAUUGCAAUGAUAAUGAUCCACCCUGUCCGGUCGUACUGAUUGAACGCUUCGGCUUUGAAAUGAAUAAACGUUAUCACGAAACUACGCUGCAAGUGCUCGUUAGUCCUUCGUAUUUGAUCACCUCAGAUUUGGUAGUGCGCCCAAAUAGAGAUAAGCAUAUAAAUCAAGGGCAUUUAUUACUCUCAGCAGUGCAGGUACGUGGUCAUGCCAUGUUUAGUAAUGAAGGAUGUGCACUUGAUGAAGACACUUUGGAAUAUUCUUGGUUAGUUGAAGUGCAAUUGGGCAAAUUGUCGGGCAAGCUUACAUUGCCGCAGCUUUGCAAUGUUGUUGUUGGCUUAGAAACCCUCGUGCUAUUGGCAGUGGAUCCGGAAAAUUGUUUGAAAUCUCCGAAAACAGUACGGAAUUGUCAUCAUGGCGUACCCAGCAACCAGUGUCCGCACACCAAGGAGGAGAAUAAAUAUAAAUGUCCUUCAGCUGAGGAUAUUAAAUAUAAAAUGACACGUGUAUCCAUAGAUGCAGUCGAUGUUUAUUUGAUUGAGAGCGGCACAGCUCUACAUGCAUGGGUCUCACCCAUUCGUCUCGCCAACUGCAAUCUGCAUGGACAACGUGUUAAGUCUGGCAUUUCUGGUUUACUACCCUCAAUACUCUUGCGUCUCUUUAUGCAUAAUGGUAGUUCGUACUCAAAUCUUACAAAUUCUUAUAAUACUAAUACCACAGGCAGUAAUCGUUCGGGCAAAAUGCGUCGUUCCGAACAAGAUUCAAUUAAAUCCGAAUCAUAUCAACAGCAACAGUCACAAACUCAACAUAUCGGCAAGGCAAAGCGCAGCUCGAAUUCAUUUUCACAGCGGCGCGAUUCACGUGAAGAAAGCAAUAGGAAAAUGCGUGACAGUUUCUCGGAAAGUAAGCGCGCAUAUGAGACUGAGUUUUUUGAGAAUUGGGUUGAGGUGGGUUGUACCUCCUUAGGGCCUAUUCUGCUGGAAGGCGCGUCGGCAUUGCCAAUUCCGGAUCACAAAUUACAUAUCGUACAACAUAAUUUUCUACGCGAACACGAUGCCAAGAAUAAGCGUUUGUGGUUCUUGUGGUCUACAAAUACUAACACCUCGGUACCUCCGCCCUCCACCGGCACAGAAGUCUCACGUUGCGGGUGUAUUGGUGGUUGUGCAUUCUUCGGCAGCAAUCGUAAUGGCUUGAAGUUCUUCAAACCCUCCACACAAGAUGUGCAAGACAACUACAAUAUAGCGCGUUAUUUCAUAAUUAACAACGGUAAAGACUAUGGUUUCGGCGAGAGCAUACUACAUCAGGGUCAAUUGGUCUUCCAUACACCACCAUAUAGUUUGCAUUCAGUUUCAUUGCAUGAUAGUAACGAUUUUAACGGUAAAGGCAAACAUUAUCGACCUAGCGUCGAAUUGCGCAAUGGUAGUCUCAAGAAAUCAGAGUUAUGCAGCAAAGAAGUUGGUGGCAAGCUGAAAAUCAGUAAUGCCAUUGAAAUACCAGACAUCAACGGACGUAAAUCCCGCGAGAGCAUAGGCUCGCCAAAUACACUCGAGCGUCGUAAUAAGCGUUACUCAUACACAACAAAUAGGCAAACAUCCGUGGAGGUGCCUUAUGCAAGACUCUUAGACAGUCCCUCGAAAAAGGUUCUACGACAAGACUCGAACGAAUCACCGCUCCAAGUGGCAUUCAGACGUGGUUCCGAUGCAGCAAAGUCACAAUCUCAAAACAAUACUCUUCGUGUUUCACCGCCAAAAACAAGCAUAUCCGAUUCACGCUUAACCGGCGAGGCUGAUGUUGAGGAUGAAUUGGAGAUACCAGAUGAAAUGUCACAUUCGGCGCCACAUUCCCAUCCGCUGGAAUAUGAAAUUGCAGAUUUGCCAUUGCAGACGCAAUUGUGUAAUGAAACACCGCUUUCCAAUGGUGGUGCGGAUCAUUUGACGCGUGAAGUGCAGCGUACAAUAUCGCUGACGUCGGAGAAUCCAUCUGAAAUGUUUUUCUCAGCGGAAGAGGACAUAUCGAAUAUGAUGUCACAAGGUGGUUCUGUUAAGAAUCGCAAUGGUUCCAUAGUAUUUUCCGGCAAAAAGCGGUUUUCAUCUGAUCUGAGUAUUGGCGCACAAAAUGAAAAUGCUGGUCUUACACUCUCUACCUACCGUAGUGAUUUGGAAAUUCAUGCACCGGAAUGCAAAACACUACCGAAGCGGCCGCAAAGCACCACUGAAUUGAACGAAGACGUGAGACGUAUUCAUGGUCUUGCCACACCAAUCAGAAAACUAUCAAAUAUUUCAUCAAGACCUGAGUAUCGACAUUUUAUUCAUGAUGUUGAUUCACGUGGCUCAUCUUCAGGCACACCAUCACUUUCAUCUAACUCCUUCAUCUCGGCCAUGUCCUCGCAAGAAGAUGUGGCACUUGUCAAUUUGCAUCAGCAAGUUAAUCGCCCAAUCAUAGACUCGCCCCUGUUGAUGGCAAGCUAUCUAAAUCACUUGUCACAAGUGAAAUGUUUUAAUUGGACUGCAUGCUCAUUUCCAUCGGGUCCAGAUGUUUUCUCUACACCGCUCUUUCAUGAAAACGAAGACGGCGGGCUAACAUAUAUUGGCAGCAAAAUGUUGCCGCAUUUCGAUUUGUACUCCUGUUGGCGUGAGAUUAAGGUGGUGCCACGUUACGAAAAUGCUACGGGUAGCAAUAGUUCAGCCACAUUUAUGGGUGGUCCCAAGUCGCAUCCGUGGGAUCCUAGUGUGCUGUUGAAGGAGGAGGAGAGCGACAAGACUACAAAUGGUUUUGAUGAUGGGGAGUUCAUGAGUUUACAGGCCGAGGGUGCUGCUUGCACAUCGGUGGUGGCACGUUUGAAAGGGCAGGUGAAUGUUUUUCUGACACCCCUUAUGUUGGAGGGAUUACAGAGAAUGGUCGAGGCCAGCAUACCGACAAUAUCAUCGCUGCAUCUGCUUUCCGUGGUAAAUCACAUACACGCCUCAUGCAUUGCGAAGGUGCAGAAUGAUAACAUACUGAAGCGUGAUCAAAGUCUGAGUUAUUGGUCGCAGGUACAUUCGAACUCGAAACGUUCAACAACGGAACGUAAUUUACAAGGACCUGGUGACUCAUUCCUUAGCGAUGUCUACGAGGAGAGUAUAUCGACAAAGACGCAGGGCUUGAUUGUGCUGCCAAAAGUGAGCAUCACCAUGUUACAGUCUUCUAUAAUUGAGGAGGUUAUUUCAGUCGCUGCGUUGGAUAAUGUACAGGAUCUCAGUUGCGUCUCCUUGCUUACAUUCUACAUAGAAGGUGUAUCGACUAAAUUUCAUUUGGGUAAAACGACACGUGCCUCAAUGCACAACGUUUACAUACAGCAAACUGUGCAAUCGGGUAAUAGCCAAAAGAAGGGUGGCAUAAUGAAGGGUACACGCGCCCUCUUAGCGCAUUUGUCCUCGCAAACGCGCCCAGAUAAUAUACAGGGCGAACCCAUAUUAAUUGAAACGUCCGAGAAACAGCUGGAGGAGUUGGUAAUCACAUUGGAUAUAGGACGUGCGCAUGCGCAAUUGCGUCGCUUGAAAACCGAAUCGAGUUGUGGACAAGAAUCACCUGUAAUUGUAACUGCUAUACCAGAACAUAAAAGUAAAGUGCUUUUUGAGUUGCUUAAAAUGCCAGAAAGUACGGGUGGUAUUGAAGGUAUUGGCUAUAUAAUCUUUGAGUGUGGCUUGGAGGGUGUAGGCGUUAAAAUUGUGAAACGUUCACAUUUCGAAAAGUCCGAGAAUACUAAAGAAGAUCUGGCUGAUAUUGCUGAAAGUGCCACCGAGGCAGCAGGCAUUGUGCGUGGUGUUAAUAUAAGUGAACUUGUGAGUGGCGCGAAUGCAGAUGGUAGCGCGACCUCGAAAGCCGAAGCAGCUUGGCGUUUGAUUACCAAAAAACCACCAACACCGAAAACACCGAAAGAAAAGUUCCAAACAGCUUUGGAAAGUAUUAUAGUGCCAGAGCGUACGGAGAGUAUGAGUGAAAAUCGCAAAUCCACUUCGGCGAAACCACAGGCCGAAGAAGAUGUCGAGAAGGGUAAGAAUGGUGGCAAGGAAUCGUUCGAUAAGAAGACGCCCAAUGUAAAAGAGACAGAGAAAAAUUCCUCAUGUGUAAUUGAGUUGAAAUCGGUUUGGUUUAAUUUCGCAGCGCCGCCAUGUGUGCCGAUUACAAGGAAAAUAGAUUUGACUCGGCUCGAUUGGAAUCUCUUGAGCACCGCUUCGCCGGCUAUUACCGCCUGGAUGAAUCCCAGUAAUCGUUUGGCUAUAAAAAUUGUAUCACUAAUGCGCGCAUUGCAUACGCGACAGACCGCCAUAGCCGCCUGUCUUAUGGCGGAUGCUCUGGAUAAUGAUAAAAUAAAACGCAGUCCUAAAAUCAAAAAGAGCCGCUAUUCCAACAAUUAUACGCUGCUUUCAAAAACACUACAAGAAGAUCCAAGCUGUCAACUCUGCUAUAUCAUGCAAAAACUGGUGUUGGAUGAGGGUGUGCAAAAAGUUGAGCAAAUCUUCAAACAAAGUGAUGUGCCACAUUUGAAUACAUUGCGUCAGGGUGUGAUUGUAUUGAGUCGUCAGUGGAAGAAUACACUAUACAAUCCAAUACUAUUUGAACAUCAAUAUAAAAAUAAAUUAGCACGUCCGAUAAAUGUGACAUUUUCGUUUCCGCAACAGGAGGAGGAAUGCGACGAUGCGGAAUGUGAAGGUGAAGCAGAUAUGGGUGUUUAUGCGGGAGUCGUCGACAAUCCCGAAGAGAGUGAGAAUGCUUUAUUACUUGGGCAAACACAGCAUCAUCGAAAUCAUAUUGAUACCUCACAAUUUGGCAUGAGCUUUGCCAAUGAGGCGUCACUGCAUGGCGCCGCACAGCGUUCCAACUCCACUUCGCCAAAUAUACAUUCAACACGGAAAGGCAAAGCGCUAAGUAAGUGUUCGAAUAUUUCACAUGGCAAUUCAUCUCGUUCCAGCAUACAAAUGUUGCCAAUAAUCUCAGGAUUAGUGGAGAAACAGGUGCCGGAAUUCGAGUAUGGUGCAUUGCAGGAGGGUUCAUUGAGUUCUAGCAAUUCGGUAAAUAAAUUUUGGAUUGGUCCGGAAAAUCAAAAGGAAGAUUUAUACUUUUGGAUGGCUAAACAGCAGGAGAAUAAGAAGAAAGAAAAUUCAGCAGAAAGAGAAGCUAUACGACCAGUACCGGUAAAAGUGCCAGGCGUUGGUCAAACUCGUGGUGGUAUUUUGCAGGACUCAAUAAAACUGCUCGAUGCGCACUUGAUUUUCGAACCGUUGCUCACAUGCCUGGGUGUAAUGCCGCAACAGAUGGUGAAUAAGUUUGCAAAUGCGGACAUUUCAUCCCUGGAGAAUUUCGGCACCAACCUUUCACUUAUUGGCACCUUCGACUCCAUACGUGUUGAUAUUGUUGUUAGUGAGGCUGGUGAUAAGAAGAAUAAAUGUUCAAAGUUGAAUAAAAAGUCUAAUGGUGCAGGACGGCAAUCGAUUAUGAUGGAUACACCUUUGUUUUUGUGUGAACGUGUUGGUGUUGAGCUGGAAGUGUUGAAGAAAUCCGAUGGUAUGGUUGAUCAGGCGCGACAAAAUGUAAUUUACAUGUCGCGCCGGCAACUGAAAAAGCACACAAGUACUGUGAUCAAUUUAAGCCUGAAUAUACGGUUUAUAUCACAGCAAGUCAAUAUGCCGCUUCUCCGUCUGCUACAUCAAAUUACUAACAUGUAUCAAAAUGUUAAAGAUGCCCAAAACGAGUUCCAUCAGCAACCAGAUUUGAUUAGAAAGUCACAUGCCAAAGAUGAAUGCAGUUUAGCCUCUGAACCAAAUGAUAUUGCAGCUUUUGGUUCUGUAUCAGAUCGCUUUGCGCAUACCGAAAAUUCUUCAGAUGAACGUUAUGACAAAUUCAAUGAAAUGAUCUCCAUGACACAUCCCAUUGGUGGCAGAGUACGACCAAGCGGAAUUGGUCCUUUAAUACAGCUGACACCAUCGCCAAAUGCACGAAAUCGACCAUCAAGUUUUGCCCAAAAGUUACGUUCAACUGGGAAAUCGGUCAAAGGAAAACUAGGCUACACAAAUUUAAAUGAGACCAGCUCCUCACCCCUACGCGACAGUCCCACCACGUCUGUAAGUGAACAGCACAUGUUUAAAUUGUUGCUAGAGUCCAAAGCAUCGCUGAAUGGCGUCUGCGCUACGAGUGUGAGUGGUGACUACAAUACAAUUACCAAAAAUGACUUUGAUGGCAUCCAGCCAUUGCUGCAGACUCCGAAUUGUUGGAAAACUAUUUACAAUUUAUUGGAAUUAUAUGGCACAAUGCCCGAAACAAAGACAGUGCAACGUACUUCCAUGUCUAAUGAAGCACACGAUGGAAAAUAUGGUGUAAAGAAGACUCCUGUGGGUGGUUUUAUGCGUCAAGACACGCGCAACGAAGAAGAUGAUGGCACGAGCGCGCCAACUCCCUUGCCACAGCAUCGCGAAUUAGUUGAAACCUUAUCACAAGAAAAGACGCGCUUAGUUGUGUUCGCUGUUGCGAAAAUUCAUAAAACACGUUUAAUGGCAACACUGAGUGGUUUAAAACUGGAAGCUGAAAUUACUACACUGAAUGGCAGUGCUACAUGGCGCAAAAAAGCACGACCAGUCUCAUUAGAAUGCUCAAUUACUGGUCAAGUAGGGCGUACUAUGAUCGUACUGUUAGAGGGCGUUGCACCAAAUCAACAAACUGUCGUAAAAGUGACCGUCGGCAAAUGUCAAACUCUAUACUCCAGCUUGACAAAGCGUGGCAAAGAUAAAAACAGCGGUCUACUCUCCAUUGGUCCUGUAAAUAUUGAAAUACCACAACAUCCUGUUGCUUUGCAUGGCAUGAUGACACGCAGCUCUAAGCAGCUUAGUUCUACUCUGCAAGAGCUGCGUGUUGGACGUAAUUCUGGCCGUUCGGCGUCACGUGCACACAAUCCAGAUGAACCAGAGUCGCCUUAUCAUUCACGUACGGCUGGUAAAAGCGUUGAUGCCAAAGAAAAGACACAUACACAACAAUCCAGUAAAAAGCCAGCACCCACACAUAAGCUACCACCACAGCAAAAUGGUUUACUCCAACCGUUAGUUAUGCAAUUCAAUAUUCUAUUGCACAGUUUGUCAAUAAAUGCAGCACUGUUGCCUUCAUUACAAGCGCAGUAUCGCAUGAAUUGCGUUAGUUCAACAGGUGUGACGGGUAAUCGUGCAAAAUUCGUUAUUGAUUUGCCGACACAUACGCUCAGCUUCAAUACGAAGAUACAGGUGCGGAAUGAAAUGAAUUUGCCCUCAGAAGCCUGCAUAGCGCUGCCACCAGUACAUGUGAGCGCUGAAUAUAUACCCGAACAUCGGCAAGAGGAGACGGAACGCGUUGAGGGUAUUGUUUUACGUCGAGGUGGUUAUGUGAAUGCCUCAGCAGAGAUUGGAGAAUUCGAACGCUGUCUCACCACAGAUCUAUUAAAUCACCUGGUCUUUGUGCAGAAGGUUUUCAUGCGCGAAAUCAAUGAAGUAUUGCAAAAAGUUUAUGGCGGAGAAAAGCCUGUACCACUGUGGUCCGAAGAUAGUGGCGAUACAGCCAGCAUGCAAGAGUCAUCUCUCAAACGCAUACUCUUCUCUAUUAAUAUCUCAAUGAAACGCAUACAAUUGACCGCUACAACACCAUGCUCUUCAGCCGUACGCUUUGAGACCGGCACAUUGGAGCUGCAUCUGUCUAAUCGUGUGAAGAAUUUGGGUGAAGGCAAUGAUCGUAAAAUGUUUGGCAAAGCGCAUAUCGAUUUCAAUCUGUCACUUGGCCAAAUUAUACGUAAUGUGAUUUUCGAUGAAGCCGAACCGGAAUUCCAGCAAUAUGCAUUCUUUCACACCACUAUCGGUUUGCGUAACGCCUUCCAAGAUGAGCUGUUGAAUGAAGAUAAGGAGUUGGUGUUGUUGAAAUUAAAACGGCCAUUACUCUAUAUACAACCCAUUGCGGUGGAUAAGGCCAUAUUGGUGUGGUUGAAUUAUAAGAAUGCCUACGAAUACUGGGCGGAGAAGCGCGCCAAUUUGAACUAUGACAACUCACAGACUUUUGAUCGUGUGGAUUUCGGACAGAUCAGCAAUAUAGCCGCUUCCAAUUUGUCUACAUUGUUUUUGCAACUCACUGUAGAGGAUAUGGGCAUAUGUGUGCCGUUAAACCAACCGACCAAUCCUUGGAGCUCACGCACUUAUCAUGACUUUGAAAGCAAAGGCGCUGUUGUUAUAACUCUCGAGAAUACUAUAAUAUCUGCUUGCAACUCUGGUUCACUGGUCUCCAAGGGCAAAUUCCAAGGUUUGUGCCUCCGUUUCGCUGAUGAUUUCGAAACAACACUGGAUGAUUGGAAACCAAAUGCCAACGAACCCAUAAUGAAUGUUUGUGUUGUCUCUGAGGGUACAUAUGAGGUGUGUUCGCGUACAACUGCUGCAAAGAAAAUGGAAAACGCCAAAUGGUUGCUUAAUGUGAAGUGGCAAAUGGAGGGUGUUGACAUACAUCUUGAUGUGAAUAUAGGCAAACAACUUUCCUCGCUCGGUCACACACUCACAAUGCUGACGGGCUUUGAGGAGGAAGAGACCAACAUGGAAUCGCCGGAUAGUGAUGAAGGCGAUCACAGUUGCCGUGAUACCUAUGUGCGCCGACGUGAAUUUGAUAAUCUGCCAUCGUUCGUGUUCGAUCCGACCAUCGAUUCGAAGAAGCGUUCAUUCAUGAUGGAAAAAGAGAUGGCGGAGCAAUUGAAAAUCAUCAAUGAUUUGCGCACACUUGGCGCUUCACAUAAUACCGUGGCGCACGAAGAGCGGCGUUUGCAGGAGCUACAAGCGAUAUGUUAUAAAUAUUUCCGUCGUGAUAUGAUCCAGAAAUGGAAGCGCCCAUCCAUGCGUCGGCCAAUGAAAUCCUCCAGUCGAUCUUAUUCGUUCAUUGGCGCCUCAGCGAAUCGUGAGCAAUCAGAUGAUACACUAAUGCCUGGUCCAUAUACGGGACGGCGUUUAGAUCCCAUUGCUUCCAAUGAUGAAAUUUCCAGCCUACAGAGUACACCUGUUUCGGGGCACUCACGUAGCGCUUCGUUAAAAACUUGCCCAGCUAAUCGUGUAACCUUUUCCGAAUCGAUGCGUCAGACGUCGUUGCCCAAUGCCGACACGGACAGUGAAGAUAUCGAUUGGCGCACACAGGAAGGCCACGGCGAAUCGACGCCAAGUGAAAUGGACAUUGACGGCACCUCGGUGGAAAUGCGUAAAAAGCACGGUUAUCAGCAGAAACAGCAAGAACCCAAUAUUGAUUUUGAACUCGACAUAAAAGUACUUGUAAAUUCAGGCAAAUGUGUGCUACAUACUAAAGAUACAAAGACCACUGAAGAGCGUUUACAGAUGAGCGGCCCAACAACGGUAAAGACACAUAAACGUGAGCGCAGCUUAGGCAACGAUUGGGGUAGUCCGACACCAUCACGUCGACAGCGUGAUAAAAGCAAGCUGCGGUACAACACAUCAAGCAAUGCAAUGCUCUCGGAGCUCACAAUAUUCCAUAUACCCGGUUUGGAUGUAAAAUUACACUAUCAGUCACGUACAGUGACCGAUUUCACGGAGAAUACACGCAGCAUGAGCGGAGAUAGCCACCACUCACAGUUACGGCGCUUGGGUAGCAAACGCGCGUCGCUCUUUGCUUGGAUGACGUUGCAGAGCAUACCAGAGGAAACGAUUAUUUCCCCACAUAUUUUGGAAUUUUUAGAACAGACGUUAGAACCGAUACCCACAAAAACGCCUGAUCUUAGUGGCGCUCAAACACCAUCGGCAAACCCAGUCAACUUGGAUAUUCUACCCACAAACUAUGUUACUUAUGCAUCCUUCCCAGUGGACGUUAUAGUUUACUUUCACAUGCAACCGUCAACUUUUCGAUUCUCUUGCUUGCCCGUCUCGCGUGUGGAAUGCAUGUUGCAAUUACCGAGUUUGGAUAUAGUUUUCAGUUCAAAACGUUCCGCUGAUGAGGAACCACCAAACCAGCAGGAACAUAAUUUGGACAAAAAACCUACUGGGGGCUUGAGUGUAACUGGUUGUUUGGCCGACUUCAAUGUGUAUAUCUUUCACCCUUACGGAGGCAAGAAGUCAAAUGUGAAAGAGGCACAAUUCUCGCCACUUUCGGACACAGAACGUAAAGAUUCGCUCAGCAUAAAUGUGGAGUUUGUGAAAUUCCAAUUGACACGCUGCCGCAAAGUGUAUGUUGAGCCAGCUGUUAUGAGUAAACGUUCCGUGGAUCAAUCGCGUGCAGUUAUACGAUUUUCGACUAUUGUGGAUAUUGGCAGCGCUUCGUUCAAAUACGAUAUGCGUCGUCUAACCGAGAUUUUGGCAUUCCCGAAGGCUUGGUAUCGGCGUCGCAUAGUACGACGAUUAUUCCUCGGCGAUUUGAGCAUGCAACACAUGGCCGGCACAGAGCCUGCCACACCAACUGGUACGCCAUCCACGCCGAAGGAUGCCACCGGGGGCAUCGGUAAGACGACUGGUUACGAUGCUUCCAAAUCACCAGCAGAAACAUUUUAUAGCAAGGAUAGAAUGAGUUUAGAUUUCGAUUCACAAUCAUCGCCACCACAACAGGCACCGAAUUCGGGUGCUGUACGUAAACUACGUUCAUUGGGCAAGUCCUCCAGCGCCGAGUCAUCAAGUACACCGCCUUCCGAGAAGAACCAAAUAACUGCGUGGGAAACGUUGGUAUUGUUUGCUGUGAAUUUCACAAAAUUGAAUGUACAAAUGAACAUGGGUAAUGUAAUGGGCAAUGUUGUGUGGCUAACCAAGGACUUUCAGUCAGAUGGCAGACUCUCUAUCGGUAGUACUGGCUAUAAAAAUAUGUAUAUUGGUAUAUAUUUAGGUGGCUCAUCGUUGGAUGCUAAAGGCGGCAUAGUCGGUGGUAGCUUUGAAGUGAAUAAAAUCAAUACGCGUUUCCAUAUAAAGGAAGAACCUGGUGUGGAACCAUACCAUACCAUACGUUUGAGCUUUAUGGCUUUAGAGCUACGACUCGACUAUAUGGGUACAUCGGUAUUGAUGACGCGAAUCAGUUCGUUUUUGGCUGCAAUGAAAGACGAAUGGAAGACCUCCAUAAAUGCGUUGUCCGCAACAGAUUAUGGCGGCAGCGUAAUUACGGUUGGAGGCCAUACUACCAAGCCGCGAGCGAUAAUUUUCAUACAUGGCGAUUUGUCGUGGGAUCAGCUGCAAAUAAUGAUUUCAAAGUCCACAACAGCGGAUCUCCUAAAAAUGUAUUACAAACUCGAAGAAUUCUUCACACAACAAUUUAAAUCGUCGAAGCGCGUAUUUUCCAGUCUCGAACCACGAUUACAUGAACGAAAUGCGAGCAUGAAGCGCAGACAUAAUCGUGAUAAGAAGAAAGCAACAACAAAUGGCGCUACUGACCCUGCUGCUACCCAAAACCCAGAUUUCUCUAACACUGAUGCUCGACAUCAUCGUCAUUGGCAGAAACCAUUAGAACAGGCUAUUGGUCUGGUAGUGCCGACUCUGGUGACACGCUUACCACGUAACGGUAAUGUGCUCGGUGGAACUGUGGAGCUACAUGGCAAUAAUAUUUCGUUAGCUUGCUUCCAUGGCAUUAAUUUCAAGUCGAAAUCGUGGGCUUUGUUUAGUUUAAAGUCGCCGUCAAUCAAUUUCGCCACUGAGGCACAUCAAGCACAUGACACACAUGACGUAUAUGUAACCCAAACACUGACAUCUUGCUUAGGGCAGACUACGGAGGUGCAACAGCAGAAUCACUCCAUGGCCAUUGUCAGUAGAAUUUCGCGUAAUAUAAUUUUCCCGCCUCAAUUUAAAACACUGAACGAAUGGUUCCAUUAUGCGUUUGCCAAUAGCGAAAUCGAUUCUGUGGACCGUUUCCCCAUAUUAGAACGUGAUCGUGAGAUCGCAUCGAACUCCAUAGAACGUACGCGUGCUGCAGGCGCCAGCGCAAGUAAUUCUUCUAAAACCCAGGAACACAACCACAAUCGGGAGGUGAUAUUUGCAUUGCCCAGUUUGCAACUAAACUUCAAGACUGAACACAGACAAGGCGCUCAUACGCCAGAAGCGACAGAAAACAAGCCGGAAGUGCUCUGCAGUUUCAUAACCGAAUUUGAUGAUCACAUAUUUGUAACAGUGGAUGCCGAUGCAUUCUUUUUCUUGCACGAUUUGAUUACCUCUUACGUUAAGGAGAAGGAAAAAGUGCAGGUCGGCGCUCAAUCAGUACGUGCUGCCUCGCCAAAUCUUUCACAGAAUUUAAAGAGUCAAUUGAAACCAUAUGUAACAGACGAAAUACUCAAAGAUGCAAAUAAGCCAUCGUCGCCCGUGGGUAAUAGUUCAGCAGCAAAUGCAGCUACGGCCAGCAAUACGUCUGUUAACGCCGCUUCAAACCCUGCAUUGGAUCAGAGUAGCAGCUUACAUGCCAAUAACAGCGAUAGUAAGAGCAAUAGCAAAACGAAUAUAGACGCUGCUUUUAGUGUAGGCAAGAAAGAUGCAAACUUACUUGCUUCACCAACACCAUCAACAUCAGCUGCAGCUGCUAGCGGUUUAGCUUCGCCCACUAGUGGAGCAACAACAUCAAAUGCAGCGAAUGGCGCUGGCAUAAAUGGCAACUCGAUCGAUUUGGAAUCGUUUGUACGUGAUUGGCGUCACUUUGAAUGCCAAACAUGGCAUUUGGAACCGACUGUGCGUCUGCUAUCAUGGGCUGGUAAAUCUAUUGAGCCCUAUGGCAUUGAUUACAUUUUGAAUAAGUUGGGUUUUGCGCAUGCGCGCACAACUAUACCCAAAUGGUUGCAACGAGGCUUCAUGGAUCCAUUGGAUAAGGUGCAAGCGCUCAUGAUGUUACAACUGCUGACAAUGGUGCGUGAAAAUAAAGUGGAGAACUCACCAAAAUCGAAAUCUUCGAACUAAUUUAAUCCUAGUUUUAAUAACUGUAAUUAUUUGCAAUUUAAGUGUUUUUGCUAGCAAAAUAGGUUAUUUGUGAAUGAAUGGAACGAACACCUUGUAGCAAGAUCUAAAUAGAUAUGUUUUAUUUUUUGUGUGAUGCAUUUUCUACGGUGUUUUGUAGGUAAAAUUAGCGCUGAUUGUGCUUUCAUAUUUAUGUAUGUAAAUUAUGCAAUACUCAAAGUAUUAUUGAAAGUGUAAUAUUUUUCGCUUAAUAAUGAUUUUGUUGGAAUUUGUUAGAAUGGUAAGCAAAUUGAGAAGUUGUAAGUGGAAUGUUGAAAAUUAAAGUUUUAAUGCAAUUGUAUAUUAUUGCAAUAUCAAAUUAUUAUAUGCCAAUGUAAUCGAUAAAUAUCAACUAUACAUGAGAAAAAGCAGUAAAUCAGUAAAUAAAUAUGCUGAACCAUAACAAGUCUA